AAUGCGGCAAAAAUGUCGUAUAUGAAAACGGAUAAACUGAAAUUGCGACGCGAAGUGCCUGAAUACCGUGAGAUUAUUGGAUAAAACUUUUUAUAUUUUACAAUGUUUUAACUAAUUAUUAAGUGCCUAAAUGUUUUGAGUGUAGUUUUUAGUAUAUUAGUGCUUUAAUAAAUGUUAUCGAGAUGUCCAAAAACAAGAUAGCGGCCAGAAUUGACAGUCAAAGUGUGGAAGUAAAAACCAAGUUCGAUGCAGAAUUCCGCCGUUUCUCGUUAAGUCGAAGCGAGAAACUAAAAUACGAAGACUUCAAGGCUCUCAUAGAGAAACUCCACCGGCUUCACGACGUUACGUUCCUGAUCUCCUACACAGACCCUCGGGAUGGCGACCUGCUGCCCAUCAACAAUGAUGAUAACCUGGCACGGGCACUCCUCACAGCGAGGCCGCUGUUGCGAGUUAUUAUACAGAGGAAAGGCGACAGUCUGGAAGAGCUCAAUGGGUACGGAACGAUGCGCCCGCGCAACAUCAUCUCCUCGAUACUCAGCGGGACGCCCGCCAAGAACAAGGGCCUAGCGAUAUCGAACCCGCACGAUUUUAGAAUGGUAUCAGCAAUAAUAGACGUAGACAUAGUGCCGGAAACGUGCAGAAGGGUCAAAUUACUGAAGCACGGCUCGGAUCGACCGCUAGGAUUCUUCAUCAGAGACGGCACGUCAGUCCGAGUGACGCCUAAUGGCGUCGAGCGAUCACCGGGUAUAUUCAUAUCGCGGCUGGUGCCCGGCGGCCUGGCCGAGUCCACCGGCCUGCUGGGAGUCAACGACGAGGUGCUGGAGGUCAACGGCAUCGACGUCUCUAACAAGACGCUAGAUCAGGUGACCGAUAUGAUGGUGGCGAACUCUUCGAACCUGAUCAUCACGGUGCGGCCCGCGAACCAGCGCGCCGGCCCGCCGCCGCCGCCGGAGACCGUGUCGCGCACCUCGCAGCCCUCCAGCGAACCUGACGAAGACAGAUUCGAUCAAGACGAACAAGAUGAAAUCGUGGACCUUACAGCGAUCACAUUAGAGGAGCAGACGGAACCGCACGCUUUCCCUGUCCCGUCCAAGGACGACGGGCAAGUGCUGCACCUCUAGUACAUCCUGCAGCGGUACCGCCGCGCCACGCAACGGCCCGUAUGACAUUACUAUAGUAGAACAAUAAUCCCAUUAUAGGAAUUUACGAGCUCAGGAAUCCAGAAUACUAAUGAGUUUUGUAAAGAAAUUAUAGAAAUACGGAAUCCCAUUAUGGAAAUUUUGUAACCAGCUCAUAGUAAUCCAAAAUUCCACUAUAGAAGUUUUGUAACGCUUAUAAAAAUAGGAAAUCAUGAUUCCUAUCAUAGGAAUUUCUUAACACGCUCACGUAAUUAGGAAUCCAGCUCGAAGGACCAAAUCGAUCUGAGACACGUUACCUCAGUACAUAUCCCAUUAUAGGAAUUUUAAUAUAUAAAUUGGUAUCGCGUUGCGAGGACUAAAGCUAUCCGAUUGGUUGUUGAAACACACUGAGAAUGCACCGAACUUUGAUAUGUCAAUUAUUGCGUUAGUAAAGCGAUAGUUGUAUAUGCUAUUGGAAAUAAUAUGUAAGACAAAAUCACUUUUCAGUUACUCUAUUUUUGUGUCGAAGAAAGUAGACCAAUUUUAUGCUCGGAGACUUACAACUCUAUGUAAAGGGAAUAAGAGCUUUCUAUCUUGAAGUUAAAUAGUUAAAUCGAACGAUUUCGAUAAACUAGCCUAAUCGCAGUCUUUAACUCUUGGUCUCUCGUGAAUCGCCGGCGAGCCAAGACAGCUACAUGACAUUUGCGUGUGUCACGGGAUUAUAACCUUAUAUAC
This is a messenger RNA of Manduca sexta (tobacco hornworm), 1853 nucleotides long. RefSeq names its product partitioning defective 6 homolog beta (gene par-6). Bases 183 to 1121 code for a protein of 312 amino acids. The transcript is spliced from 7 exons. Gene Ontology annotation, molecular function: protein binding. NCBI's taxonomy places the organism in Eukaryota, Metazoa, Arthropoda, Insecta, Lepidoptera, Sphingidae. Gene Ontology annotation, biological process: centrosome cycle. The record is from RefSeq and is a predicted model, not a curated record.